Molecule: messenger RNA, 1978 nt
Organism: Purpureocillium takamizusanense
Lineage: Eukaryota; Fungi; Ascomycota; Sordariomycetes; Hypocreales; Ophiocordycipitaceae
Gene: FPR3
Product: Peptidylprolyl isomerase
Exons: 4
Coding region: 143-1576 (477 amino acids)
Cellular component (GO): chromatin; nucleolus
Molecular function (GO): peptidyl-prolyl cis-trans isomerase activity; macrolide binding
Source: RefSeq, a predicted model, not a curated record
CUUCCUCUGCCUUGCAUCGAGAAAUCCUGCAACUAACCGCCUUCAUCCCCUCUUCCCGUCUCAUCUUCUUGCAUUUCGCGCCUGUCGCCGAGAGCAUCGCCUCCAUCAUUUAUCGUCGUUGCAUUCUUCCCCCCACAGCAAAAUGUCUGCCGUUCCUGGUCCCGUCUACGGGCUCGAGGUCCCGCCUGGCGAGAUCUUGAUCCCCGCCUCCAUGGAGUUCCCUGCGUCGUUCCGCAUUACCAUGGCUGCCCUGGACCCUACUGAGGAGCCUGAGGCCGAUGAUGAGGGCAACGUCCCCAACGUCCCUCGCUCCACUCUGCGUCUGGUCAAGCGUGCCUUCCCCGGCCUUGACGAGGACGAGGACGAUGAGAUCGACGACGAGUACAUGCGUGCCCUGCUUGCCGGCUCGGAUGACGAGGACGAUGAGGACAACGAGGAUGAGCCCAACGGUGGCCCCAGCGACCCUGCCAAGGCCAAGAAGCAGAAGCAGGCUGCGGCCAUCAAGAAGCUCCUCGAGGCCGCUGCCCAGGAGGAAGAGGACGAGGACGAGGAUGAGGACAUGGAGGACGCCAAGCCCAACGGCGUCAAGAGCAAGGGCAAGGGCAAGGCUCCUGCCGAGGAGGAGGACGACGACGAUGAAGACGAGGACGACGAGGAGGACUCCGACGACGACAGCGAGGGCGGCGACCUGGAGAACUUUGUCGUCUGCACUCUCGACACCGAGAAGAACUACCAGCAGCCCCUUGACAUCACUGUCAACCAUGGCGAGAAGGUCUUCUUUGUCGUCACUGGUACCCACACCGUCUAUCUCACGGGCAACUACGUCAUGGACGAUGACGAGUACGACAGCGACAGCGACGAGGACGACUACGACUUUGACCCCGAGGAGCUCGAGUACGCCAUGGACGAGGACGCCAGUGACGACGAGUCGGACGAGCUCGACGGCCUCGAGGACCCCCGCAUCACCGAGGUCGACUCGGAGGACGAGGUGCCUAAGCUGGUCGAGGCCAAGAAGGGCAAGAACAAGCGCACCGCCGAGGAGGCUGAGAGCCUUGACGACCUGAUCGCCAAGGACGACUCCAAGCUCUCCAAGAAGCAGCAGAAGAAGCUCAAGAACAACAAGGGUGAGGCCGUUGCCGCCGAGGAGAGCAAGAAGGACAAGAAGGUCCAGUUCGCCAAGAACCUCGAGCAGGGCCCUACUGGCUCCACCGAGAAGGCCAAGCAGGCUGGCAAGGCCACCGUCGGCGUCAAGGUCGUCCAGGGCGUUACCAUUGAUGACCGCACCAUUGGCAACGGUCGCACCGUCAAGAACGGCGACACUGUCGGAGUUCGUUACAUUGGCAAGCUGGCCAACGGUCAGCAGUUUGAUGCCAACAAAAAGGGCAAGCCUUUCUCCUUCAAGGUCGGCAAGGGCCAGGUCAUCAAGGGCUGGGACAUUGGCGUCGUCGGCAUGGCCAUCGGUGGCGAGCGUCGCCUGACCAUUCCUGCGAACCUGGGCUAUGGCUCUCGUGGCAUGCCCGGCAUCCCGGCCAACAGCCAGCUGACAUUUGACGUCAAGCUGCUGGAGAUCAAGUAAGCUCUCCGGCUCGGAGCUGUGGUUUCUGCAUUUUCCCUUUGUCAAAUACGAUGGUGUACAAACAAAUACCCCGUCUCUCCGCGCCUCUCCAUCGGCGCGGAGCGCUGGGUUGCGGCGUUGGUUCAGACUCUGGAACUCAUUUUUCACACGCGGAGGCAUGCGAUGCUGGGCGGUCUUUGGCCGGUAGCCUCUGUGCAGCUUUUGGCUUUUGCGUCUCGAGGAGGUGAAGACGCCGCCUGGCUAUCGCGGGGAUGACGAGAUGCGAGCCUGCUUUGCAUGAGGCUGGUGUUUUAUAGAUCUUGUCUCGCUUGAAGAUGCCUCUCCCUCAGGAGCCAAUCACUAGUGGUAGAUCUGCUUGGCGUCUCCUCUACAAAAGUUGUUUAUACCACCUGGACUCGUUGC